AUGAGGACUCACACCGGGGAAAAACCGUUCCAGUGUGAUGUAAGUGGAGCAGCGCUUUGCUUUUGUGUUAUUGCAAUAUUCAAGAUGUUUCUGGUUCACAUGCUGAGAAGCAAAUGA
Molecule: messenger RNA, 117 nt
Organism: Staurois parvus
Lineage: Eukaryota; Metazoa; Chordata; Amphibia; Anura; Ranidae
Source: the annotation of a GenBank genome assembly